Salvelinus sp. IW2-2015 is the source of this 3204-nucleotide messenger RNA. RefSeq names its product C2 domain-containing protein 2. The record is from RefSeq and is a predicted model, not a curated record. NCBI's taxonomy places the organism in Eukaryota, Metazoa, Chordata, Actinopteri, Salmoniformes, Salmonidae.
AAUAGCAGUUCAUGCCACAUCACAUGACAUUUGCAAUUUUUCGAUAUCGGUCAUCGACGGUAUCGGAGAUGGUCUUUAAGCGUGUGAUGAGGCUUUAUAGAUAAGGACUUCACAAAAUAAGAUUUUUUUUUCGUCGUUUGAAGCCACGAAAAACUUUCACUUGGCUUUACGCCAUGGACGCCAGAAACGAUUCAUUGACAUUACAUUUUGGACUACGUGAUAUUAGCUAGCUAGAUAACUUGCUAAAUUAGCUGACGUUGACUUGUAACGUUAAUCGAAAUGAGAGAAAGGUCUGAUGCUAGCUAGCCAAUUUUUAUGAAAAGCUCGUCGUUAUGUGUAGUUAGCUAACUUACUGUUGUUGGCUAGCAAUACUAGGGGCUAGCUAGCAAACACAGACAUUUGAUACAAUGAUGUGCAGCUAACGUUAGAGAUGAGUGGAGCUUGCUCGAACUUGCUUGGUCUAACUUACUCAAAAUGCUCCGUUAUUUAGUAGGUAGCUAAGUUACUUGCAAUAACUUUAAGGAAACCAUUCAUAUUGCUUGCUUGUUAGCUACUUAGCUUUCUACUGCAGUUUUCAAACCAGAUAGCUAACGUUAGCAAGGAUUAACUACUUCCUUGAAGUCUAUAGUUACUCAUCUUGGGAUAUUUUAGUUGGAUGUUGAGCCUCCAUCAGUAACCACGAUAUUAUUGACCAGAUAAGAGGCUAACAUUGCAUAGAGUUACUGGUUCAGUGGUUGAACUUGUUGAUAAGACUAGGUCUCAUUGCUAAUAUAGCUGGAUCCAUAACUCAGUUAGAUGGCAAACGUUAGCUAACUUAAUUGUCUUGAAUGACGGGGASUUAAUUCAAAAGCGCAUCAGACCAUGUUUUUGUACUGGUCUUACUUUCAAGAGACCAUUGUCAUUAGUUAAAUAAAUAGCUAGCCAGCUAUUUAAGUCAGUUGCUGAGGAUGACUGACUCAGAAAGUCCCCUUUCAAAUUCUGUUUUGGGAGACUUGCAGUGGCUUUGCAUGGUAACACUGUUCAUUGCAUCCAGCAUUACAUUGAUACUGUAUCUAAUACAGUAUUUUUACGACGAUCUACGGAUACAGAAGCCUGAGCAAAACAAUGCGGUUUCGGAGGAAGCGGACGCUCUGUUGGGAUGGGCGCUGUCACUGAAAAGCUGGAAAAGGCAGUGGAGAGGUGUUUGGUGCAGAGCGUUGAAUGACGAAUCGAGGAAGUCUGGGAGCCCAGUGCAACUAACAUUUGAAGAGGAGAGCCUUCAGUCAUCAGAGCUGGUGGUUGGCCAAGUGUCCAGCUUCAAAAAAUCUGCUGGUCAGAAGGCUGCACAAUGCAAGGUUGUCGGGGACAAGCUUCAGUUCUCCCUCAGUGCAUCACCAUCAGCCAUGUCUCCAGGAGAGCCCUGUAGUUACAGCGUGAAGAUAUCUCCACUUGAACUGCAGUUGGACUUGCAGAUGAGGGAGGGUGAAGGAGAGGUCUGGGUGGGCUGGGGGGUGUCCCAUCUGGAGACAUGGGACCUGCAGCUCAGCCCCAGCUUCACACAGGACAGUGCCACAGGCCCCAGUGUGGCUGCAAUAAAGGACGUGCUGAGACAGCUGCUGUGUGCGGCGCGUCCCUCCGUGAUGCUGAGUUGCAGGCCUGCUCAGGCCACAGAGGUCAAGGAGGCCUGUAAGCAGGUGACAUCACCGCCCAAGCCCCCCCGCGCUCACGACUGGAAGCUUCUGGUGAAGAAUAUCCGGGUGACAUGUAAGGAGCAGGAGGACGGUGCUGCAGGCCGUAUGAAUCCCCUGUGUGUGCUGCAGCUAGACGACCCUCCACAGAAACUCUCCACUUCAGUCCUACAGAACACAGCCAGCCCAGCCUGGGACCAGCCCUUCAUCUUUGAGCUGAAUGGACGAUCAAAAGAGCUCAAUAUUCAGCUGCUGGAUGAUGGGAAACCUCAGAACUCCUUAAUGGGUCAAGUGUCCGUGCCUUUUGAUCUGGUGAAGAAGCAACCCAAAGGACAGCAAACAUUUGCCCUCAUAUCCAAAGACCAAGUGACUGGGUCACUUACUGCUGAGUUUACCUACUUGGAACCUAGCGAGGUGCGGUCUUGGCAGUCCCCUACUCCAGCCCCCACUAAGAGAGUGGAGAUGGACCGCACGGUCAUGCCCUGCGGUACUGUGGUCACCACAAUCACUGCAGUGAAGAGUAAACCAGCUCGACCUCUACUGCCUGGACUCAGCAAAAAUCCAACCCAGCAGACCCCCUUGAAGCCUCCCAGCAGCACCAAGUCCAAGCUGUCGUCUCGGAGGGUGUCAGAGCAGCCAUCCAUGCUGGGGACGAUGGGGAGCAAGGCCCUGUCCUCCUCAGACACAGAGCUGCUCAUGCUCAAUGGGUCUGAUCCCGUAGCAGAGGCCGCCAUCCGCCAGCUCCACGAGUCAGCCAAGCAGAAGCUCAAGUCCCCGGUCAAGAAGAGCACCAUCAUCAUCUCAGGAGUGGCCAAGACCCCUCUUUCUCAGGAUGAUGAGAUGGCAUUGAUGGUGGGCUACGCUGCUGCGAUGGAUGCCUCCAUGUCGGAGCAGGGUUCUCAGGAGAUUUCUGUGGCGACUGCGUCAGUAGUAGGAGCCAGUAGCAACCCCCCGGCCGCGUGGUCAGAACCCCAGGAGGGCCCCAGUGGAGUUGCCCAGGCUCAAGCCCAGCAGGCCCCGGAGGACUGGGAGAGCCAAGCAGAAGAGGACCCAGACAGGAAUGCAGAUAAAACCUCCAUGUCCCUCUGCAUCUCAGAGUCAGGCUCCAAAAAGAGCAGGGGAGGCGGCUUCCUGCAAAAGAGUGCCAAGCUGUUCUUCCGCCGGCGCCGCCAGUGCAAGGACCCGGGUAUGAGCCAGUCGCACAACGACCUGGUGUACCUGGAGCAACCUGUGAGUGUGGACCGAGAGAAACGCACGGCCACUUUCAGCCGGAUGUUGAACCGCAAGCUGCUGCCCAAGAGCAAGAGCAAAGCCAACGGCUCCACAACCCAGACACCCACUCCCACCCUGGAGGAACAACACGCAGCCUGACUCUCCCUCCAAUAGUUCUGGAGCCCCCCACGCCGCCACUCCUACCGCCUCUAGCCCCUUCUUUAGUCCUCCAGCCCCCCACUCCACCACCCCUACCACCUGCUUCUUCCCCUCCUCUAGUCCUCCAGCCCCCCACUCCACCACCCCUACCACCAGCUUCUUCUCC